AUGGACGGAAAUGGCAAUCACCAUUUAAUACAAAAAAGAAGCUUUACAAAUAAGAGGUAUGCAGGUGCUGUUAGUCCUCAACAGAAAGCUGUAGUGGAUAAUAGUCUGCCUGUUGAAUUAUUGCCAUGUGGUCUAGUUGUCCGUAGUAUUGGUUAUCGUGGCGUCCGUAUUGAUCCAGAUUUACCAUUCGACGAACAACACGGAGUUAUUCAGUGCAAGGAUAACAAUGGUCGUGUAGUCGAUCUACCUCAGGCUUCAUACGAUUUUAUUGUAAGCCCAAUGUAUUGUGUUGGAUGGAUUAAACGGGGUCCUGUUGGUGUGAUUGUAGACACAGCUGUAGAUGCUCGUCAAACAGCUGAAGCAAUCAUGAGGGAUUUGUCUGAAUUGGAAAGACAUUAA
Messenger RNA from Trichobilharzia szidati, 399 nucleotides. NCBI's taxonomy places the organism in Eukaryota, Metazoa, Platyhelminthes, Trematoda, Strigeidida, Schistosomatidae. The record is from the annotation of a GenBank genome assembly.